UUAUUUUGGGAUCUAAGAAGAAGUAGAGACUCUCCUAUUUCGUUAGAGAGUACUACUGCAGUAUGAGGCAAACAACUAGGAACAAAAAUAUGAGCUAUGAACAAGUUGAAACUUCAAUUGUUCCACCCUCCUAAACCACCCCCAUCGCAUUCCUCUUUCACCGCCACCGCCACCGCCACCAAGUCUUUCAAUGCUACAAUCAACCGUCUGUCAUCCCAAGGCGCACACGAGGACGUCCUUCUCACCUACGCAACCAUGCUCAAAACCAACACACCACCAGACCCCUACACCUUCCCUAGUCUUCUCAAAGCCUGCACCUCGCUCAACCUCCUCUCCCACGGCCUUUCUUUCCACCAACACGUUCUAGUUAAUGGGUACUCUCCUGAUCCUUACAUUGGGUCUUCUUUGAUCCACUUUUAUGCCAAACUUGGCCGCACCCGCGUUGCCCGCCAAGUGUUUGACAGAAUGCCGGAACGAAACGUGGUUCCGUGGACUGCUAUUAUUGGCUGUUAUUCUCGAACAGGUGAUUUCGAAUCAGCUGUUUGUAUGUAUGAGGAGAUGCGGUACGAGGGAAUUCGACCCAGUUCGGUUACCAUGCUUGGAUUACUUUGUGGAGUUUUGGAAGUUAAACAGGUGCAAUGUGUGCAUGCUUGUGUUAUAUGUUACGGGUUUGGGUCUGAUAUGGCUGUGUUGAAUUCUCUGUUGGAUGUGUAUGGUAAAUGUGGAGGAGUUAAAGAUGCUUGGGACUUGUUUGAAAUUAUGGAAAGAAGAGAAAUAGUUUCAUGGAAUUCUUUGGUUUCUGGUUAUGCCGUUGUUGGGAAUGUUGGAGAAAUUUUGGAUCUAAUGAGAAGGAUGAGGAUUGAAGGUGUGGAUCCUGACCAACAGACAAUUGGGUCAUUGGUAUCUGCUAUUGCAAGGCAGGGUGAUCUUGAAAUGGGACAAUUGGUACAUGCUUUGAUGUUAACCGCAGGAUUUGAAUUGGAUGCACAUGUGGAAACAUCUCUUAUAGCUUUGUACUCAAAAUUUGGAAAAGUUGAUAAUGCUUUUCGGAUGUUUGAACGAACACCAAAUAAGGAUGUGAUCCAAUGGACGGCAAUGAUAUCAGGGCUUGUACAGAAUAAAUGUGCAGACAAGGCACUUACAUUGUUCCAAAAGAUGUUGCUUUCAGAUAUUAUGCCAUCUACUGCCACCAUAGCUAGUGCACUUGCAGCUUGUGGCCAACUGGGCUCCUUAUCUCUUGGAACUUCAAUCCACGCCUACAUGUUACGGCAAAGAAUGCCGUUCGAUAUUGCUGCCCAAAACUCUCUUGUGACUAUGUAUGUAAAGUGCAAUCACUUGGUGCAUAGCCAUAUUGUUUUCGAUACAAUGGAGGAAAGAGACGUGGUUUCUUGGAACGCAAUUGUAGCUGGGUAUGCACAAAAUGGCAACUUAUACCAGUCGUUAUCUUUAUUCAAUGAAAUGAGGAGAACCCUUCAACAACCCGAUUCAUUAACUGCAGUCUCCCUCCUCCAAGCUUGUGCCUCGAUUGGGGCUCUCCAUCAGGGGAAAUGGGUCCACAAUUUUGUCAUUAGGAGCUUCCUUGGAUCAUGCAACAUGAUUGACUCAGCUUUGGUUGAUAUGUACUGUAAAUGCGGUGAAUUAGACACAGCUAGAAAGUGUUUUGACCGGAUGUCAUAUCAUGAUCUGGUCCCAUGGAGCACAAUGAUUGCUGGAUACGGAAGUCAUGGUAAAGGGGUUAUGGCUUUGGAAAUAUACAAUCAAUUUUUGCUUACUGGCCUCGAGCCUAACCAUGUCAUUUUCCUAUCUGUUCUAAGUGCCUGUAAUCAUAACGGGCUAGUCAACCAGGGUUUAAAUCUCUUCUACACUAUGAGAGAGGACUUUCGGGUCGAACCAAAACUUGAGCACCUUUCUUGUAUUGUUGACCUCCUGAGUCGAGCAGGAAGAGUUGAACAAGCAUACGAUUUUUACAAGGAGAUGUUCCCAGAGCCCGAAAUAGGUGUUUUGGGCAUACUGCUUGAUGCUUGUCGAAUGAGUGGUAGUUUAGAACUUGGGAACAUUAUUGCUAGAGAUAUUUGCACGGCGAAACCAACGGAUGCUAGGAACUACUUGCAAGUAGCACAAAGCUAUGCUUCAGUGGAAAGAUGGGAUGGUGUGAGUGAGGCCUGGGUCCGGAUGAGAUCUCUUGGCCUUAGAAAACUUCCUGGCUGGAGUUUUAUUGAGCUGAAUGGAACUAUUACGACAUUCUUAACACAUCACACUUCACAUCCCCAACACGAAGACAUCGUUCGAGUAUUGAAAUUCUUGAGCAAAGAAAUGAGGGAUUUGGGAUCUAAUUUUAGAACCGACAUUCUAAAUAUACUUUAACAUGCAAAUACAGUUUUUCGAGGGAGAUGCAUGGCUCAAUGUGAUUAUGCUCCUCAAGAUGAGAUUGAAUGGGUGGAUCGGCAUAGCUUAAGAGAGGACGCGUUGAAAUAUUCAGUGAAGUAGUGAACCAAAUGGGUGAUAGGGUCCAUGGGAAGCAUUGUAAUACUAUGCAGAUUUGAGUGUCUUCCUCAAACUUGAAGAGACUCUGACCUAGUUGAAAAAACUUGAGGGCUUAGCCUCAAGCCCGAAUUAACAAAAUUGUGUCUACAAGGAUGUAAAUAUGACAUACAGAUUGAGUAUGUACCAUUGGAAAAUUGAACAUAUUUUUUCUAAA
Molecule: messenger RNA, 2698 nt
Organism: Rhododendron vialii
Lineage: Eukaryota; Viridiplantae; Streptophyta; Magnoliopsida; Ericales; Ericaceae
Product: pentatricopeptide repeat-containing protein At4g04370
Exons: 1
Coding region: 97-2364 (755 amino acids)
Biological process (GO): RNA modification
Molecular function (GO): RNA binding; protein binding
Source: RefSeq, a predicted model, not a curated record